CCCUACAAGCUGCUGCCUCUCCUCCUCCUCCUCCUCGCCUCCCCCAUACGGGCCGACCCCAUAGCGACCGACCCCAUAGCGACCGACCCCGACCCGCUUUCACCGCACGCCGACUUCGCCUACAGCGCCCCCAACCGGCCGACGGUGCGCAUUGCAUCGGGUUCCAUCCGCGGCCUUUUGCUCCCCGCCGGCUCUUCGACGGCGGCCGCCUUUUUGGGGAUCCCUUUCGCCGUCCCCCCUUUGGGAUCCCUCCGUUUCCGCCCUCCUCUCCCCAUCCCCAAACCUUGGCCUGGGAUCCGCGAUGCCGAUUCUCAACCGUUCGCCUGUUACCAAAUCAUCGACACCACUUUCCCCGGUUUCCCCGGGUCGGAGAUGUGGAACCCGAAUCGCGAGAUGAGCGAAGAUUGCCUUUAUCUCAACGUCUGGACCCCGAAAAGGCGACCCUACAAAGCGCCCGUGAUGGUUUGGAUUUACGGCGGGGGUUUUUACAGCGGUUCCGUGUCUCUGGAUGUUUACGACGGCCGUUUUCUGGCCGUGGCCGAAGGCGCCGUGGUCAUUUCCAUGAAUUACAGGGUGGGAUCUUUAGGGUUUUUGGCUUUGGGGCGACGGGAGGCGCCGGGCAACGUGGGGUUAUGGGAUCAACGCUUGGCUUUGCAAUGGAUCCGAAGCAACGCCGAGGUUUUCGGGGGGGAUCCCGAUUUGGUGACGCUGUUUGGCGAAAGCGCCGGCGCCGCUUCUGUAGGGUUUCACCUCCUUUCGCCCCAUAGCCGGGGUUUGUUCCGUAGGGCCGUCCUCCAAAGCGGUUCCCCUAACGGGCCUUGGGCCAGCAUCGGGGCGGCCGAAGGGAGGAGGAGGGCGAUGCUUUUGGGACGGGUUUUGGGGUGCGACGACGGCAACGAGACGGAAUUGUUGGGGUGUUUGAGGGGGAAGGAACCCCUGGAGCUUUUGGAAGGGGAAGGGAUGGUGAUGCCGCCCCAAAGCGUUUUUAGGUUCGCUUUCGUCCCCGUGGUGGACGGGGAGUUUUUGGUCGAUAGCCCCGAUGCGGUGUUAGGAGGAUCC
Messenger RNA from Lagopus leucura (white-tailed ptarmigan), 1059 nucleotides. Its product is annotated as acetylcholinesterase-like. Gene Ontology annotation, biological process: choline metabolic process; acetylcholine catabolic process. The record is from RefSeq and is a predicted model, not a curated record. Gene Ontology annotation, cellular component: plasma membrane. The annotation marks the transcript as partial. Lineage: Eukaryota; Metazoa; Chordata; Aves; Galliformes; Phasianidae. Gene Ontology annotation, molecular function: acetylcholinesterase activity. The transcript has a single exon.